AUGACUUUCCCAGUCUCUCUGGAACCAUCUCGCAAACGGCAGGAGUCUGACUAUCUCGAUCCACUACGGCCUCCAUCGAAAAGGCUGAAGCACAGGCAGCCCGCUUCAGCAUAUUGGGAUAGUUUGUCGAAGAUUUGGUUAACGAGGGACGCUCUCGAAGAGUUGGAUCGACGGAAUAGGGCCUCCCACAGCGUACCAGAGUCGCUAUACUUCCGCCACCGGCCGCUCACUCGACAGUUGCAGGCGAGACUUAAGCGUUGUCACCAGACACCUGCCCCCGACCCCCUAAUCAGCUGCAAGCCCGAGAGUCUGAGCAAGAUCAAAAGACUCUCUAGACAGGGCGGACCUGACCUAUCUGACCUUAGGAAUUUUCCAGACCCUUAUACCCCUUGUUAUCAAUCAAUGAGCGCAAACAGCUCGGGACACCGGAAAAGACGUGCGGGGACUCCUCCAGAUAGCAGCAAUAGCAAUACUAAAACUACAAAGACAACGAGCACUACCGCCUAUAAUCGAAACUUUGAGCAAAAGUUGAUUGAUCACGGUAUUUACCCACCUGGAUAUAAGUAUCCCGAUGGUCAGAAACCGGCAAAGCCGGAUAACUGGCAGGAGCUCAAUGAACGGCUGGCGCAACCCCGGGCUUCACUCUCGCCGUCAAAGUUCUCGGAGCAAGACUUUGAAGAAUUUGUAGAGGCAGAUGUAAAUGCGUCUAAGGAGAAACCUAUUGUACGCUUGGCUAUCCCGAUUAUUGAAGGUCGCGUUGAUGAUAUUAAGUGUAUGGGCGGAGACUACCCAUUUGGCAACCUUGCUGCUCUAACAGAUGGAACACUGGCAAACGCAAAACCCGAUCACUUCUUUGGCGCCCGCCCUGAGCAGCUCAAUCAUGAAAUCCGUGAUGAGCUUAGCGAGUUCGUUAUUCCAUCGACCCAGAGCUCCCUUCCGAUAGCUCCGAACUUCUUUCUUGAAACUAAGGGCCCCGAUGGAUCCCUUGCUGUUGCUACUCGGCAAGCCUGUUACCAUGGCGCGCUAGGUGCUCGUGGAAUGCACAAGCUUCAGUCGUAUAAGCAAGAUGAGCCAUCUAGCGACAAUAAUGCCUAUACGAUAACGUCAAUUUACCAUGGAGGCCAACUCAAGCUCUAUACAACACACCCCACUGCUCCCCGAGAAAGCGAUGGGCGUCCUGAAUAUAUUAUGACUUCACUAAGGUCAUUUGCCAUGGCGGAUGGCCUGGAUACUUUUCGGAGCGGUGCAUCUGCAUAUCGAAAUGCACGGGAUUGGGCAAAAGAACAGAGGGAUGAGUUUAUUAAAUCUGCAAACGAGAGACACACGCAAGCUCCAUCUGAACAUCUCUCAUCUGAACGUGAACCAACUUCUGAACCAACUGUCGUCUUGGAGGACUCUGAUACAUUGGCUACAUCUGACGAAGCCGGACUUGACAAUGCUGAGUGGAGCUUUGCACAUCCAAAUGACAACGUUGAGGAUGCUUCGAACAGAUAUACAAGAGCCGAGCCAACCAAUAGUACUAGCCGCAAGUCUCCCCAAAAUUAA
Trichophyton rubrum CBS 118892 is the source of this 1545-nucleotide messenger RNA. RefSeq lists its product as uncharacterized. Lineage: Eukaryota; Fungi; Ascomycota; Eurotiomycetes; Onygenales; Arthrodermataceae. The transcript is spliced from 2 exons. Bases 1 to 1545 code for a protein of 514 amino acids. The record is from RefSeq and is a predicted model, not a curated record.